AUGGCCAGUGACCUGGAUAAUGCAAAUACUCUCAGGUGCCCUAGAAAUGAUCCUUUCCCUGUUCCACAUGAGAAGUAUCAGCCAGGUGACCUCCUCAUUGGUGGGAUUAUUUCUCAGAUGUAUUAUGUUUUAUAUGAAGUGGACUUCACGGAACACCCUUCGCAGAAUAUGUUUGAGUUUCCAUAUGUAGUGACAAAGUUCUACCAGCACAAUCUGGCUUUGGCAUUUGCUGUGAAGGAAAUACAUGAAAGCCUCAAGAUCUUGCCCAAUGUCACACUUGGGUUCCAUAUCUAUGACAGCUACUUUGAUGAGAGAAUAACAUACAGGACCACUCUGGAUCUGCUCUUCAAAUCACAUAGAUUUGUCCCCAACUACAAAUGUGACAUGCAGAAAAAUCUGAUAUCCAUCAUUGGGGGACUUAGCGUUGAUAUCUCUUUCCGUAUGGCAGAGAUCCUUGAUCACUACAAUAUUCCACAGCUCACGUAUGGCUCCUUUCCUCCAGAGGAGAGUGAUGAACGUCAAGUCCCUUCCUUUUACCGUAUGGUCCAAAAUGAAUCUCAUCAAUAUAUUGGGAUUAUCAAGCUUCUUCAGCAUUUCAAGUGGGCAUGGGUUGGGCUCUUUGCUGUGGCUGGUGAAAUGGGAGAACGUUUCUUUCAGAUAGCAGACGUAUUGCUCUCACUGAAUGGCAUCUGUUCAGCAUUCACACAAUUAAUACCACGAGAAGCUCAUUGGGACGAAUUGGGUGAAGUUUGGGGUAAAUUCUCUAGUAUUUUUGAACAUUUUACAGAUGAUAAAGUCAAUGCAUUUAUCAUCAGAGGAGAGGCUUUGACAAUAGCAUGGCUCAGAACUGUUAUUUUUCUCGGAGAUCCUUCAAAGAUGGGAAACACAGCCUUUUCAAAGGUGUGGAUCAUGACAUCUCAGGUGGAUUUUGUUUCAGCAAGUGUUCAGAGGACCUGGGAUUUUGAGCUGUUCCAAGGUGCUAUUUCUUUCGCAAUUCACUCCAAAGAUCUUCCAGAAUUCAAUGAAUUUCUUCAGAACACAAGGCCUGGUGUGAUACAAGGGGAUGGCUUUCUCAAAGACUUAUGGGAGCAAGCAUUUGAUUGUUCAUUUUCAAACCCCAGUAUGCCUGAAAUGCUAGAUGGAAUGUGUACUGGGGAUGAGAAAUUUCAGAGCCUUCCUAGGCCUGUGUUUGAAAUGGAUGUGACUGCUGGUGAAACAGUGUCUUUUAAUGAUAAAAGGGAAAUGGCAAGUGGCUUUGACAUUGUGAACACAAUCACUUUCCCAAACAACUCCUAUCUUAGAGUGAAAAUUGGACAAGUCAAUCCUGAUGCUAUUGAAGGGGAGAAAAUAACCAUUCAUGAAGAUACAAUUGACUGGUACAGAAGCUUUAAGCAGGUUCCAGGCUCAGAAUUAAUAUCUCCAGGAACAGAUGGGGAAGAUCCAGACACAGAUGUCUGUUUCAAAUGCCAAGAAGAUGAGUAUCCAAAUAAGAACAAAAAUGGAUGCCUCUCCAAAACUAUGAGCUUUCUUUCAUAUGAAGAACCUUUAGGGUUCAGUUUGGCCUCAGUUGCUGUUUCUUUUUCCCUGAUCACAGUUUUUGUGCUAUCAGCUUUUAUUAAGUUCAGAGAUACCCCCAUCGUCAAAGCCAACAAUCGGAACCUCUCCUACACUCUCCUUAUCUCUCUUCUUCUCUGCUUCCUCUCAUCUUUGUUGUUCAUCGGUCGUCCUGGUAAAGUCACCUGCCUUCUCCGACAGCCAACUUUUGGCACCAUCUUCUCAUUGGCUGUUUCUUGUGUGUUAGCCAAAACUAUCAUGGUUUCUCUUGCAUUCAUAGCUACAAAGCCAGGGUCUAGCAUGACUAAAUGGGUAGGGAAAGGAUUGUCGCAUUCCAUUGUUCUUUCCUGCUCCCUUAUUCAAGCAAAUAUUUGUAUCCUGUGGUUGACAACCUCUCCCCCAUUCCCUGCUCUAGAUAUGGACUCAGUAGCAGAAGAAACCAUUGUGCAAUGUAAUGAAGGGUCAGUUGUCAUGUUUUACUGUGUCCUGGGCUACAUGGGCCUCCUGGCCAUUGCGAGUUUCAUUGUAGCAUUUGUAGCCCGCAAAUUACCAGACAGUUUUAAUGAAGCCAAGUUCAUUAUCUUCAGCAUGUUGCUGUUUUGCAGUGUUUGGCUGUCCUUUGUCCCAACCUACCUGAGCACCAAAGGGAAAUACAUGGUGAUGGUGGAGAUCUUCUCCAUCUUAGCUUCCAGCGCUGGACUACUGGGCUGCAUCUUUGUCCCUAAAUGCUAUAUUAUCAUGCUGAGGCCAGAGCUGAACAACAGAGAGCAACUUAUAAGGAGAAGGAAUUAA
This is a messenger RNA of Podarcis raffonei (Aeolian wall lizard), 2346 nucleotides long. RefSeq names its product vomeronasal type-2 receptor 26-like. NCBI's taxonomy places the organism in Eukaryota, Metazoa, Chordata, Lepidosauria, Squamata, Lacertidae. The transcript is spliced from 7 exons. Gene Ontology annotation, molecular function: G protein-coupled receptor activity. Gene Ontology annotation, biological process: G protein-coupled receptor signaling pathway. The record is from RefSeq and is a predicted model, not a curated record. Gene Ontology annotation, cellular component: membrane. The coding region runs from base 1 to 2346 and encodes 781 amino acids.